AUGGUGCGUAUGAACGUUCUCAGUGAUGCUCUGAAGUCUAUCAACAAUGCUGAAAAGCGUGGAAAGCGACAGGUAUUGUUGAGACCCUGUUCUAAAGUGAUUGUCAAGUUCCUGACGGUUAUGAUGAAGCAUGGUUAUAUUGGAGAGUUUGAAAUUGUGGAUGAUCAUCGCAGUGGAAAAGUAGUAGUAAACCUUACUGGAAGGUUAAACAAAUGCGGUGUUAUUUCACCUAGAUUUGAUGUACCUAUUAAUGACAUUGAGAAAUGGACCAACAAUCUCUUACCUUCUCGACAGUUUGGGUAUGUUGUGUUAACAACCAGUGGAGGUAUUAUGGAUCAUGAAGAAGCUAGAAGAAAACAUCUUGGAGGAAAAAUCCUAGGAUUUUUCUUCUAACUUUUUUUUAAGUUAAAUAAUUAAAGAUAUAAAAACAUAAACACAUCUUUACAUAAUUUUUUGUUCAAAAUCCUGAAUCUUUUUUCCAUCUAGAUUCUUGAUUCCGUAAUAUUUUAUUCAUUUAGUUUGUUACAUUAUUAUUAAUUGUACUUGAAAGGCUGAAUUGCUCAAUCAAUUGAAUCAUAAACAUUGUCAAUAAUGUUCUACUAAGAA
Pogonomyrmex barbatus (red harvester ant) is the source of this 606-nucleotide messenger RNA. RefSeq names its product small ribosomal subunit protein uS8A. The record is from RefSeq and is a predicted model, not a curated record. NCBI's taxonomy places the organism in Eukaryota, Metazoa, Arthropoda, Insecta, Hymenoptera, Formicidae. Gene Ontology annotation, biological process: translation. Gene Ontology annotation, molecular function: structural constituent of ribosome. Gene Ontology annotation, cellular component: ribosome.